This is a messenger RNA of Amorphotheca resinae ATCC 22711, 291 nucleotides long. RefSeq lists its product as hypothetical. Lineage: Eukaryota; Fungi; Ascomycota; Leotiomycetes; Helotiales; Amorphothecaceae. The coding region runs from base 75 to 245 and encodes 56 amino acids. The transcript has a single exon. The record is from RefSeq and is a predicted model, not a curated record.
CUCCUACCACUACGCAGUCUCAGAUCGUCUUUCCAAAUCCCAGAACCUAAGCUCGCACACUGCCGUAGAUACCCAUGAUUCUCUGCAAGGCUUACGUUCCUCCCCGCCUCCGCUUUUCUGCUGUCGGGUGCAAUACUUCCACGACUUCUCCACCUUGUUGCACGGCUGCUGCCUCUGUUGCCGGAAGCGUUUCCUUUGAGGUCCUACCUGUUAGCACCACAACAGUCCAAAGUAAAGUAGAAUAGGGUUCCCCUGAUAGCGAUAUUCAAUGGCGUGUUUCGUAAGGUAUAG